This is a messenger RNA of Odobenus rosmarus divergens (Pacific walrus), 1002 nucleotides long. RefSeq names its product TatD DNase domain containing 1 (gene TATDN1). The coding region runs from base 33 to 920 and encodes 295 amino acids. NCBI's taxonomy places the organism in Eukaryota, Metazoa, Chordata, Mammalia, Carnivora, Odobenidae. The transcript has 12 exons. Gene Ontology annotation, cellular component: cytosol. Gene Ontology annotation, molecular function: 3'-5'-DNA exonuclease activity. The record is from RefSeq and is a predicted model, not a curated record.
GCUUCCGCCGGGGAGGAACCCGUGCUGCUAACAUGAGUCGCUUCAAGUUCGUGGAUAUCGGUAUCAACUUGACAGAUCCUAUGUUCAGAGGAAUUUAUAGGGGAGUUCAGAAGCAUCAAGAUGAUUUACAAGAUGUAAUAGAGAGAGCUGUCCAGAUUGGUGUUAAAAAGUUUAUGAUUACAGGUGGAAAUCUGCAGGACAGUAAAGAGGCACUGCAUUUGGCACAAACAAAUGAUAUGUUUUUCAGUACAGUUGGAUGUCAUCCUACAAGAUGUGAUGAAUUUGAAAAGAAUGAUCCUGAUCUUUACUUAAGGGAGUUGUUAAAUCUUGCUGAAAACAAUAAGGGGAAAGUUGUAGCAAUAGGGGAGUGUGGACUGGAUUUUGACCGACUACAGUUCUGUCCCAAAGAUACUCAGCUCAAAUAUUUUGAAAAACAGUUUGAACUGGCAGAACAAACAAAAUUACCAAUGUUUCUUCACUGUAGGAACUCACAUGCUGAAUUUUUGGACAUAAUGAAAAGAAACAGAGACCGGUGUGUGGGGGGAGUGGUGCAUUCAUUUGAUGGUACGAAGGAAGCAGCAGCCGCCUUGACUGACUUGGAUCUCUACAUAGGAUUUAAUGGCUGCUCACUGAAAACUGAGGCUAAUUUGGAAGUUCUGAAGUCAAUACCUAGUGAAAAACUAAUGAUUGAAACUGACGCACCUUGGUGUGGAGUGAAAAGUACACAUGCUGGAUCAAAAUACAUAAAAACUUCAUUUCCUACCAAAAAGAAGUGGGAAAAUGGGAACUGUGUAAAAGACAGGAAUGAGCCCUGCCAUAUAAUUCAAAUACUGGAGAUAAUGUCAGCAGUGAGAGAGCAGGAUCCAUUGGAAUUAGCCAAUACACUAUAUAACAACACCAUUAAAAUAUUUUUUUCCUGAUGGUAUGUUCUUUCCAUUUCCCAUCAUCUAUGUAAAAUUUCAUGGUAAAACUUACUGAAAGAUUGAAUAAAGGAAUUCUCUG